Mucor mucedo is the source of this 739-nucleotide messenger RNA. RefSeq lists its product as uncharacterized. The record is from RefSeq and is a predicted model, not a curated record. Lineage: Eukaryota; Fungi; Mucoromycota; Mucoromycetes; Mucorales; Mucoraceae. Bases 23 to 739 code for a protein of 238 amino acids. The transcript has a single exon.
UUUUCUUUGUUUAUAUGAAAAAAUGAGAUUUUAUUAUAUUCUCUUUGCUACACUCAUAAUAUUCCAAGCAUUCCAUGGUAUCGAAUCACAAUUAUUAAGUAGCGUUACUCAUGCCAUAGAUCAUAUAACGGGAGCAGGAGAUAAAUCAGCUUCAGAUACAUCCUCAUCUCCAGCCUCUUCAAAGGAAGUAUCGCCUGCUCCUUCUAAACCAUCUUCUACUGCUGCUGCUCCUCCAGCUACAACGUCACAAGCUCCCCCACCCACAACUCAUCAUGCUGUAACAACAACCGCACCACCACCACCACCGCCUCCUCCUCCACCACCACCCCCAAGCACUACUGAAAAGGCUGCAGUAGCACCUACCACAACACAAAAGCCAGCUGAUCCAACUACAGAUUCCUCAACACCACCUCCACCUCCUCCUCCAGCACCUCCUGCUACUACAGAUUCACCUACGGCACAUACUACACCUAAUACGCCAGUCCUACCUAAUACACCUGCAUCGGCCACUUCAUCAGGAGGCUCUAAUAAAUCAAACAAAUCGACCACAGGAAACAAGGCUACCACUACCAAAUCUACAGAUGAUUCCGAUACAGACUCGGACGAUGAACCUGCCGCGCCUACUGUCAUUGGAGGUGUGACUCGAGCUGCUGCACCCUCUAACAACAAUUCAUCUGGAAAUAAGACGGGUACAAUUGUUGGUGCAGUAGUUGGUAGUAUUUGUAAGUACACCAUGUAA